CCUCUGGGGAGCUCAGAGACCCAGGGUGGGAGCUGCGUGUCCGCGUGCGGUGAGUGAUGGGAACAGACUGUCUCCGCUGGCAUGGCGCAGGCACAAAAUGUUCCGGUGCCCAACCUGCGCGUCAGGUGUCCAAUGGCCCCGCGCUCUGCGGCUCCCUCCUCUGGAGCUGGGAUCCCACUCCCCCUCCUCCCGACCCUAGCUCCAGCGGCUGACGGUCUGGUUCUGCUGGCACUUGGGAAGGAUGCGUUUUCAUAUGAGCCUGCAUCGGGCUGAGUUACAGACAAUUAAUAUGCAAAAUUAGCCUCGGAAGUUGAUUUGUUCCGUUUUGGGUUGGACAAGGCAACCCAUUGAGUUUCACUAUGGGAGCUGUGGUGGUUGAUGAUGCUCCAUCUGGUGUCAAAGCCCCUGAUGGGGGUUGGGGCUGGGCCGUUCUCUUUGGAGGGUUUGUCAUCACUGGAUUUUCCUAUGCCUUUCCAAAGGCUGUUAGUGUCUUCUUUAAAGAGCUUAUCCGGGAGUUUGGUGUUGGAUACAGUGACACAGCAUGGAUCUCCUCCAUUCUACUGGCUAUGCUCUAUGGAACAGGUCCCCUGUGUAGCAUGUGUGUCAAUUGGUUUGGCUGUCGUCCAGUCAUGCUGGUUGGAGGGCUCUUUGCUUCGCUGGGGAUGGUGACAGCUUCCUUCUGUACCAGCAUCAUUCAGCUCUAUCUCACUGCAGGUGUCAUUACUGGUUUGGGUCUGGCACUCAACUUCCAGCCAUCACUCAUCAUGUUAAAUCGCUACUUUGACAAACGCCGCCCUUUAGCUAAUGGGCUUGCUGCUGCUGGAAGCCCUGUGUUUCUUUGUACCCUCUCUCCUCUGGGGCAAAUACUGCAACAUGAGUAUGGCUGGCGAGGAGGAUUCCUUAUACUGGGCGGAAUGCUGCUCAACUGCUGUGUUUGUGGAGCAUUAAUGAGGCCUUUGGAGCCUCCUAAGAAAUCUGAAGCUGCUAAAGAACUUACUGAGAAGAAAACAAAGAAAAAGCUUCUGGAUUUCAGUGUCUUUAAAGAUGUUGGUUUUUUAGUCUACACUGUGGCUGCCUCCAUCAUGGUGCUGGGCCUCUUUGUGCCUCCAGUCUUUGUGGUGAGCUAUGCCAAGGAUUUGGGAUAUCCAGACACCAAAUCAGCUUUUCUUCUGAGCAUUCUUGGAUUCGUUGAUAUCUUUGCCCGGCCUAUUUGUGGAGUAGUAGCUGGUCUGAAGUGGGUCAGACCACGCUGUGUUUAUCUCUUUAGUUUUGCUAUGAUUUUUAAUGGUUUUACAGAUCUCAUGGGUUCCAUGUCUACCAAUUAUGGUGGCUUGGCGGUCUUCUGCAUUUUCUUUGGCAUUUCCUAUGGAAUGGUAGGUGCUCUUCAGUUUGAAGUUCUCAUGGCUAUUGUUGGUACUCAGAAAUUUUCCAGUGCCAUUGGCUUGGUGCUUCUGGCUGAAGCUCUAGCUGUUCUAAUCGGUCCACCAUCAGCAGGCAAACUCUUGGAUGCAACAGGCAGGUAUAUGUUUGUUUUUAUUAUUGCUGGAGUUGAAGUUGUUACUUCAGCCCUUGUGAUGGCUUUAGGAAAUUUCUUCUGUGUUAAGAAAAAAUCAGAAGUGCCACAAACAAAAGAGGAGGCAGCAGAAAGAGAAGAGUUAAACAAAUCCGAAGACAAAACACCUGAAGAUGCCAAGGUGGACUCUAUUGAAGUAGAACAAUUUCUGAAAGAUGAACCUGAAAAAAAUGGGGAAGUUGUAACUAACCCAGAAACGUGUGUGUGAGUGAUACAGGAUGAGUGGCAAAGCAUUUAGGGAAGAGUGAGAUAAUUUCAACACUAUUUUAGAAACGGAACUAGUUUAGGGCUGGGCCAUCUGCUUGACCAACUGGGGGCCAAUCAGCUAAUCAAAUCACUGUUUGGAAGCUUUAUUAGGAAUCCUUUUCACCUAAAACUGGAUUUAUCUGUGAGAGGUGGAGCUCUGUGUUUGUAACAUUUUAAGUAAACUAAGCAGCCUUUGUAACCAAAUGUAGAAAUCCUGCUAUGCAUCACCAGAAAAUUCUCACUUGGAAGAAAAUAUAUUUGAAUUAGAGAGGAAUGAUAUGUACAUUUUCAUUCAAUAUGGGUGAAAUUGUUUGUGUUUAUGUGUGGUACAAUUAAACGUAACUUCCCUUUCUGUGUUCUUUCUCAAGGAGAAAGAAUGAGAUGAGGGAAAAAGAUCUCAGGAACUUGCUGGUCUCCAGAAGGUUUUUGAAACAUCUUACUUUUAGUUAUUUUUAGAUUUUUUUGGCUCAGCCCUAAUCUAAGUUGGAUAAUAAGAAUAAUAUCUAUUACUUUGUUUUAAGUAAGUGUAUUUCUGAGUUUUAGCUAAACAUGUAAUUUUCUUAAUUGGGAUUUUUAUUGUAAAUAUUGUACACUGAAAGGCACUCAGACCCUGUUCUUAGCAAAUCACAUAAUUGCUAUUCCUAAAUAGCAUCUAAAGAAAAUGAAAUGAGCAGUA
Molecule: messenger RNA, 2495 nt
Organism: Emys orbicularis (European pond turtle)
Lineage: Eukaryota; Metazoa; Chordata; Testudines; Emydidae
Gene: SLC16A3
Product: solute carrier family 16 member 3
Exons: 5
Coding region: 360-1781 (473 amino acids)
Biological process (GO): monocarboxylic acid transport; transmembrane transport
Cellular component (GO): plasma membrane
Molecular function (GO): monocarboxylic acid transmembrane transporter activity
Source: RefSeq, a predicted model, not a curated record